This is a messenger RNA of Diceros bicornis minor, 5206 nucleotides long. It is a transcript of the gene MAPK1, whose product is annotated as mitogen-activated protein kinase 1. The transcript is spliced from 9 exons. NCBI's taxonomy places the organism in Eukaryota, Metazoa, Chordata, Mammalia, Perissodactyla, Rhinocerotidae. Gene Ontology annotation, cellular component: cytoplasm; nucleus. The record is from RefSeq and is a predicted model, not a curated record. Gene Ontology annotation, biological process: intracellular signal transduction; protein phosphorylation. Gene Ontology annotation, molecular function: MAP kinase activity; ATP binding. The coding region runs from base 201 to 1280 and encodes 359 amino acids.
UCAGUCAAGCAGGCAGUCGGUUCGAGGGAUUGUUGGGUGUCGAGUCUUCCUGAGCGGUGACCUCCUUGCUGCUUCCCGGUCAGCGGCGGCGGCUGCACCGGCGGCGGCGCGGUCCCUCCGGGAGGUGCGGCGUGGGCCGAGCGGCGGCCGCGGAGCGUCGAGCCCAGCGCGGCGGCGGCGGCGGCGGCCGGGCAGCCAACAUGGCGGCGGCGGCGGCGGGCGCGGGCCCGGAGAUGGUCCGCGGGCAGGUGUUCGACGUGGGGCCACGCUAUACCAAUCUCUCGUACAUCGGCGAGGGCGCUUACGGCAUGGUGUGCUCUGCUUAUGAUAAUGUCAACAAAGUUCGAGUAGCUAUCAAGAAAAUCAGUCCUUUUGAGCACCAGACCUACUGCCAGAGAACACUGAGGGAGAUAAAAAUCUUACUGCGCUUCAGACAUGAGAACAUCAUUGGAAUCAAUGAUAUUAUUCGAGCGCCAACCAUUGAGCAAAUGAAAGAUGUAUAUAUAGUACAGGACCUCAUGGAAACAGAUCUCUACAAGCUCUUGAAGACCCAACACCUCAGCAAUGACCAUAUCUGCUAUUUUCUUUACCAGAUCCUCAGAGGCUUAAAAUAUAUCCAUUCAGCUAACGUACUGCAUCGUGACCUCAAACCUUCCAACCUGCUGCUCAAUACCACCUGUGAUCUCAAGAUCUGUGACUUUGGCUUGGCCCGUGUUGCAGAUCCGGACCACGAUCACACAGGGUUCCUGACGGAGUAUGUAGCCACACGUUGGUACAGGGCUCCAGAAAUUAUGUUGAAUUCCAAGGGCUAUACCAAGUCCAUUGAUAUUUGGUCUGUAGGCUGCAUUCUGGCAGAGAUGCUCUCCAACAGGCCCAUCUUCCCGGGGAAGCAUUAUCUUGACCAGCUGAACCAUAUUCUGGGUAUUCUUGGAUCCCCAUCACAGGAAGACCUGAAUUGUAUAAUAAAUUUAAAAGCUAGAAACUAUUUGCUUUCUCUUCCACACAAAAAUAAGGUGCCAUGGAACAGGCUGUUCCCAAAUGCUGACUCCAAAGCUCUGGAUUUACUGGACAAAAUGUUGACAUUCAAUCCUCACAAGAGGAUUGAAGUAGAACAGGCUUUGGCCCACCCAUAUCUGGAGCAGUAUUAUGACCCAAGCGAUGAGCCCAUCGCUGAAGCACCAUUCAAGUUUGACAUGGAAUUGGAUGAUUUGCCCAAGGAAAAGCUCAAAGAACUCAUUUUUGAAGAGACUGCUAGGUUCCAGCCAGGAUACAGAUCUUAAAUUUGUCAGGACAAGGGCUCAGAGGACUGGACGUGCUCAGACAUCGGUGUUCUUCUCUCCAGUUCUUGACCCCAGUCCUGUCUCCAGCCCGUCUCGGCUUCUCCACCUUGACUCCUUUGAGCCGUUCAGAGGGGUGGUUUCUGGUAGUUGUGGCUUUUAUGCUUUCAAAGAAUUCCUUCAGUCCAGAGAACUGUUCCUGGCACCCCUGUGUGUGUCACCUACCGGUGACCUGUGGCAGUAUGUACUUUCAGUGCACCUACUGCUUACCGUUGCUUUAGUCACUAAUCGCUUUCUGGUUUGAAAGAUGCAGUGGUUCCUCCUUCUCCUGAAUCUUUUCCUCUGUGACACCCUGCUGACCAUGCAGUCACCCAGAGAUAGUGCUUUCCACAUUGGCUCUCGUCACUGGCAUCUCACUUUAUGAUAGGGAAGGCUACUACCUAGGGCACUUUAAGUCAGUGACAGCCCCUUACUUGCACUUCACCUUCUCACCAUAACUGUUUCCCAGAGCAGAGGCUCAUGGAAACACCUGGGAUGACGUUGCAGCCUCCCGCAAGCAGCGCCCCUGUCUCGGGAAUCUGUGGGGGGCACUGGUCAGGGUCUUUUUGCAUAUCAUGUGAGUCAGUAGCAUAUUUAAGGAUGUACUAUUUGCCUGGCUUUUAGAAAACUCAAUCAUUUUUCUAAAUAAAAGGAAGGACUGCACCCAGCAGUUUCACUCUGUAGAUUUACUAUGGUUACUUGUACCAUUUAUAGAGAUAUAACACUUGCCAAAACGUGUUAUAUGCAGUACUGAGGGUUUGCAGGACUUAUGCAAAAAGAUUUAAAGUGACAACUUCACUGGGGAAUUAGGGAGAGAGAUACAAAGGUCCCAGCAGGGUGCUGAGGAAAGUAUCUGGAGAGGUAGCCAGCAGGCUGCCCUGGUGUCAUGGGGCAGAGCUCCACACACUGGAGUACAUACACCCCUGAGCUGCUUCACAUGGUGUGCCACGUUUAGUGUACCCACACUCAAUGCCUGAGGAUUUAGCGGAGAGGAACACUGCAUCUUUAAAUGAGAAACUAUACAAUUCUUUUUCCUCCUACAGCAUGUCAGCAUCUCAAGUUCAUUUUUUAACCUACGAUAUAACAAUUUGUAAUAAAGCCUUCAUGAGCUCAUGACAUGAAGCACUGUUCUCUUGUCAAGUACCCUCAGACGUUUCUGGUACUGCUGAGCUGAGACCAUCAAAAAAAGCUAGCACUAAGUCGUGUUUGGAGCUCUAGCCCGUAUUUUCCUGAUGUGUUUAAGUAUUUGUUCCUGCCACUGUACACUGUGGCAUUGGCUUGGUGUUCUGUCCCAGUGCAGUGCCUCCUCUUGACUCCCCCACUGCUCUCUGUGGUGAGAAAUUUGCCUUGUUCAAUAAUUACUGUACCCUCGCAUGACUGUUACAGCUUUCUGUGCAGAGAUGACUGUCCAAGUGCCACAUGCCUAUGAUUGAAACAAAAAAUCUAUUGUUACCUCUGAGUUGUGUUCCACGGAAAAUACUAUCCAGCAGAUCACUUAGGAAAAAUAAUUCUAUUUUUAGCUUUUCAUUUCUCAGCUGUCCUUUUUUUCUUGUUUGGUUUUUGACAGCAAUGGAGAAUGGGUUAUAUAAAGACUGCCUGCUAAUAUGAACAGAAAUGCACUUGUAAUUCAUGGAAAUAAAUGUACAUCUUCUAUCUUCAUAUUCAUGUUAAGAUUCAGUGUUGAUUUCCUCUGGAUCAGCGUGUCCAAACAGACAGUCAGGUUCAGUUUGUGCUUGGAACAGAAAUGCUUGUGGGCAUUGCCCCAACACUUUGGUUUACGUAAGAUGAUUUAGAACACAUUUCUGUAGUGUCCUUUUUCUCCUCUGCACAGCAGAGAUUCAAUUCUGACAUGUUCCUUUAUUCAAAUCAUAGGUCUAAAAUAUUAUAUCAAACUCUGAUGAAGAAGCCCAAAUGUCUCAGGUUGGAUUCUCUAGUUCUCUCUGAAGAAGGCCGGCCUGUGUGCCCCAGAGCUGCUGUUGGGCACGGCCGAGUGCUGGGAAGGGCUGCCCAGCAUCCCUCAGCCCAUACCCUUCGGCCCAGGCUGCUGCUGCUCCACUUCACGGGCUAAAGAAGGAUGGCUGACUCAUCCUCAGACCAGAGCUGCAUCUAGAUUCUUGCCCUAAGAUACGUGAUUUUCAUCUCCAUGUGCAGAGCUGCCAUGUGAAGGUCCACACACAGCAUUGACAGGAUACAGAGAUCUGACUGUUACUUGAUACAUUGAUAAGUCAGUUUUCAUUUUAAAAGGAGCAUUGACAGUUUUAUUACGCUUAUUUCUUUGUACUUUUUAAAUGGAAUGUUGGUAUUAAGAGGUUAACCUACAGUCCUCUAAAUAGAAAGCCACAACGGUGGUUACUAAUACCUGGGGACUCUGGACUCUUUCCCAUCCCUUUGCUGGUACCGAGGAGUCAGAUUGGCAUGAAACCACUAACUGCAUUCUAGAAUCACUAGCCAUAAGUUGUGUGCUUUUUAUUAAUCAUGCCAAACUUAGUUUAUCAGCUCAGAGAAUUGUCAUAACCAAGGUACCUGUGAAAAGUACUAGCUAUUAUGUGUGAUAGACUCAUCAUUUGGAUCUUCUUGCAUCUCUAAAAAUGCACAGAUUUGGUCAUCUAAAUUCAUACUGGUGAUACCAAACUUCUCCAUUAUUAGUAUGUUAGAUAAGCUUUCAGACUAACGGCUCUUUUGGUGUCUAAAAUGUAAGCAAAAAAUUCCUGUUGAAACAUUCCAAUCCUUUCAUUCAGUACGAAACAAAAUACCUAACAAGCCAGUGGGAUGGAUUUGAGGGAACUCAUGAUGACUCUGUGCUGACACAAGACUUCAAAGCUGAUAGAGACACGCAGACCGUUUUGAUGCAUGAGUAGAGUAUCAUUGUAUUUGUGUUUGUGUGCACAGUGUGUGGUGUGUUGACAGUAAUUCCUUCUGCUACAGGCAUAGGUGAUGGGUGUGGAGGUACCUGUUAGCUUUCAGGAGCCACGUGGCUUGUCAGUGAUUGUCUCUGAGGAGUCACACAGGUAUGCUGCCCACGCGACGUGCCACAUAAUAUUCAGACCAUUCAGAGGAGACUGUUUUACCUUUAUUUGCUUAUAUGUUAAUACGGUUUUUAAAUUAGUACCUUUUAUAUAGUAUGGUAACAGUAUGUUAUACACACAUACAUAUGCACACAUGCUUUGGGUCCUUCCAUAAUACUUUUAUAUUUGUAAAUCAAUGUUUUGGAGCAAUCCCAAGUUUAAGGGAAAUAUUUUUGUAAAUGUAGUGGUUUUGAAAAUCUGAGCAGUCCUUUUGCUUAUACAUUGUUAAAGCAUAUGUGCUUUAAAAUUGUUAUGCUGGUGUUUCAAAUAAGAUACUCACAUAGUGCAGAAGACAAGCAUGUAUAACAGUAGAGUAAAUACUUGGUUUCUCUCACUGUCACCCAGCUCGGCAUCAUGGAUCAGAAGCAAUGGGGAAUCCAGAGGGAAUUCUCUAGGGUUGCACCAGGUUUACGUAAAGCUCGUUGCCUUUUUGUGCUGUGUAUCCAUGUAGAGCACUCAAGAAAGUCCUGAAACUGCUUUGUAUCUGCUUUGUACUGUCGGUGCCUUCUUGGUAUUGUACCCCAAACUCUGCAUAGAUUAUUUAGUAAAAUGGUAAGUUAAAAAAUGUUAAAGGAAGAUUUUAUUAAGAAUCUGAAUGUUUAUUCAUUAUAUUGUUACAAUUUAACAUUUAUUUGUGGUAUUUGUGAUUUGGUUAAUCUGUAUAAAAAUUGUAAGUAGAAAGGUUUAUAUUUCAUCUUAAUUCUUUUAUGUUGUAAACGUACUUUUUAAAAGAUGGAUUAUUUGAAUGUUUAUGGCACCUGACUUGUAAAGAAACUACAAAAAAAAUUAGAAUCAUUAAAUUGUGUCCCUCUGUUACCAAAAUAA